Populus euphratica (Euphrates poplar) is the source of this 2269-nucleotide messenger RNA. Its product is annotated as acyl-coenzyme A oxidase 3, peroxisomal-like. The transcript is spliced from 14 exons. Gene Ontology annotation, biological process: fatty acid beta-oxidation using acyl-CoA oxidase; lipid homeostasis. NCBI's taxonomy places the organism in Eukaryota, Viridiplantae, Streptophyta, Magnoliopsida, Malpighiales, Salicaceae. The coding region runs from base 176 to 2107 and encodes 643 amino acids. Gene Ontology annotation, cellular component: peroxisome. The record is from RefSeq and is a predicted model, not a curated record. Gene Ontology annotation, molecular function: acyl-CoA oxidase activity; fatty acid binding; FAD binding.
CAUUUUUCUUUUCUUGAAAAGACCAAACAACUUUAUCUGCCUGUAAGAAAAGACACCGAUUAUUUAUAACAAAAGACUAUCUGUUUCACGUCUUCAUCAUUCAAUCUCCAGAAGUCUUCUGAUCUCUGCGUAAAAAGUGGUGCUGGACACAGAAACCCCCAAAAACCAGAAAAAGAUGGCGCAAGAAUCAUCAAUCAACACAGCUUCACGUAGAACCAGAAUACUACACAACCAUCUUGUUCAAUCUCAUUCAAAACCCACUUCUUGUCUUCAAUCAAAUUCUUGUUUAAGCUACUCCCCACCAGAACUAGCAGAAAGUUUCGAUUUUGACGUCAAAGAAAUGAGAAAAAUUCUUGAUUUCCACAACUUAGAGGAUAGGGACUGGUUGUUUGGUGUUAUCAAACAAGGGAGCGUGUUUAAUGGGAAAGAGAGAGGUGGGAGGUUGUUUGUAAGCCCUGAUUAUAAUCAGACAAUGGAGCAGCAAAGAGAGAUGACCAUGAAAAGGAUUGAGUAUUUGUUAGAAAGAGGUGCUUUUGAUGGAUGGUUGACAAAAAAAGGGGUUCAAGCUGAAUUGAAAAAGUUGGCUUUCCUUGAAGUUAUUCAGAUUUUUGAUCACUCUCUUUCUGUUAAGAUUGGUGUUCAUUUCUUCUUAUGGGGUGGUGCUAUCCAAUUUAUGGGCACAAAACGCCACCAUGACAAGUGGCUAAGAGACACUGAGACUUUUGCAAUCAAAGGUUGCUUUUCUAUGACUGAGUUGGGGCAUGGAAGUAAUGUUCGAGGAAUUGAAACAGUCACAACUUAUGAUUCGAAGACGGGAGAGUUUGUAAUCAAUACCCCAUGUGAAUCAGCUCAGAAGUAUUGGAUAGGAGGGGCUGCUAAUCAUGCAACACACACUAUAGUCUUUUCUCAGCUCAACAUAAAUGGGGUGAAUGAAGGGGUCCACGCUCUUAUAGCCCAGAUCAGGGAUGUAAAUGGAAACAUAUGCCCAAACAUCCGUAUAGCUGAUUGUGGCCACAAAAUUGGUUUGAACGGUGUUGAUAAUGGUCGAAUCUGGUUUGAUAAUGUGCGAAUCCCCAGAGAGAACUUGUUGAAUUCGGUUGCUGAUGUUUCACCAGAUGGUCAAUAUCUGAGUUCAAUAAAAGACCAAGACCAAAGGUUUGCAGCAUUCUUGGCCCCUUUGACAUUUGGUCGUGUAACUAUUGCUACAAGUGCAAUUUACUCUGCAAAGAUUGGUUUGGCAAUUGCCAUUAGGUAUGCCUUGAGCAGGCGGGCAUUUUCUAUUACUCCUAAUGGACCUGAAGUCCUUUUGCUUGAUUACCCAAGUCAUCAACGCCGACUCUUGCCUCUUCUUGCUAAGUCGUAUGCUAUGAGUUUUGGUGGAAAUUACUUGAAAAUGAUGUACGUGAACAGAACCCCUGAAUCAGCCAAAACUCUUCAUGUUGUUUCAAGUGCAUUCAAGGCUAUCUUCACGUGGCAUAACAUGAGAACCCUCCAGGAAUGCCGUGUGAGCAAGGCACUCCUUUCAGAAUAUGUAGCUGCAAAGAAGAAAAACAAACCUUUCAAAGGUUUGGGAUUAGAACACAUGAAUGGACCCGUCCCUGUAAUUCAAUCUAAUCUUACAAGCACUACCCUCAGGAACAGCCAAUUCCAGAUGAAUGUUCACUGCUUGAGGGAACGAGAUCUUCUGAACCGUUUUGCUGCAGAAGCGUCACUUUAUCAAUCAAAGGGAGAAAGCAAAGAGCGAGCAUUUAUUCUGAGUUAUCAACUUGCAGAAGACUUGGGCAGAGCUUUCUCAGACAGAGCUAUUCUGCAGACCUUCAUUGAUGCUGAGGCAAAUGUAUCUGCUAGUCCCUUGAAGAAUGUCCUCGGUUUGUUGAGAUCCAUGUAUGCCUUGAUCUGUUUGGAAGAAGACGCCGCUUUCCUUCGGUACGGGUACUUAUCAACAGACAACGCAGCUGCUGUGAGGAACGAAGUGACAAAGCUCUGCGGAGAAUUGCGACCACAUGCACUUGCACUGGUCAGUUCUCUCGGCAUUCCUGACGCCUUUUUGAGCCCCAUAGCAUUUAACUGGAUCGACGCCAAUUCAUGGUCUUCAGUUCAGAAAUAGUGCCUUGAAUCGCUCUCUUUUCUUAAGGAGGAGUUUGAUUGUUUCCCUUGCUUUAUGUCUUAAUAAGAAAUCGAGGUGACAACCCAAAUUGCUGUGAUGAUGCUCAUCUAUACGUAAAACCAUCUAUUAAUAAAUAAUCAUCAUCGUUCAUGUUUAUUAGAA